Messenger RNA from Saprolegnia diclina VS20, 1090 nucleotides. RefSeq lists its product as hypothetical. The record is from RefSeq and is a predicted model, not a curated record. Gene Ontology annotation, molecular function: L-ornithine transmembrane transporter activity. Gene Ontology annotation, biological process: mitochondrial L-ornithine transmembrane transport. Lineage: Eukaryota; Oomycota; Saprolegniomycetes; Saprolegniales; Saprolegniaceae. Bases 64 to 990 code for a protein of 308 amino acids. The transcript is spliced from 2 exons.
AAACGGUCGCGCUGUCUUUCCAGCGCACGAGCGGAUGUCGCUCACUUUGCCUUUGCCUUUGCCAUGGACCUGCGCGAGACGACCGCUGGCACAGUCGGCGCCAUCUGCAACGUCUACGCAGGCCUGCCCUUCGAUGUUGCCAAGAUCCGCCUCCAGACGCAAGGCCCGACGCCACUCUACAAUGGGCUUGUCGACGUCGUGACCAAGACGGCCCGAGCCGAAGGCGUGCGUGCGCUCUGGAAGGGCGCAAUCCCGGCCAUGUCGAGCGCAAUUGCUGAGAACAGUGUGCUUUUCACGGCCCAUGGCGCACUCCACCGAUGCUUCUUUGGCAACCAAGAAGACAUCUCGACGUUACACGAGGCGCUCCUUGGCGGCGGCGCGGGCCUCUUUGCGGCUAUGGCCAUCACACCCACGGAGGUUAUCAAGUGCCGGCUUCAAACACACCAUGGCCCUACGUCACUGGGGGUCGUGCGCUGCAUUCAACAAGUAUUUCAACAGUACGGCGUCCUUGGCUUCACUGCUGGACUCCCGGCCGUCGUGCUGCGGGACGUGCCGUUUGCAUUUUUCUUCUUUGGCGCGUACCAAGGCUACACAGCCCAACUCAUGAAGUGGCAACAAGUCGACUCCCGCCACGAUCUGCACCCGCUCGCCGUCAUGCUCGCGGGUGGUGCCGCCGGCUCCACGGGCUGGAGCUUUGUGUUUCCGGCCGAUGUCAUCAAGUCGCACAUGCAAAUCGGUCACAUUUCAUUUCGCGAGGCCGCGACGUCUAUCUGGAAGCAGCAUGGCCCGAGAGGUUUUUAUCGUGGCUGGAACGCUGCGGUCUUGCGCUCGUUUCCCGCAGACGGAUCGCUUUUUCUCGGAGUCGAAAUGACGCACCGCUUGUUUGCGCUCCUCGAGCCGCUGCCAGUGACUCCGCCGUCCAUUGCACCGGUUUCGUUAGCUCGCGACCACGGCAAGGCAGUUCGAAGAACGACAAGCCACGCAGCGUAGCCGAGAAUUUGCACCGAGUUGAAGCUUAGACGGUCCACUGCAUGCUAGAGUACAACUGUCAUAACGAUUCAACGAUGAAAUGUGGUGGUGACCAGCAGCG